AUGGUGCGCGUUGUGCCGAACAAAGGUGGCAGCCAGGCGGACGACAUUCCCAGCACUAGCGGAAGGGAAUACUUGGCGUACUUUGUCCAUCGGCUAUUAGAAUUUCGGAAACCUGAGCUCGAGAGCUUGGCACAGACGGUCGGCUGUAAGGCCGAGGAGAUUCGAUGGAGGGCGCCGGCGGGCGAUGUGGAGCACUCUCCGUUUUGGUAUCUCACGUUGCCUUCGGAGGACGCAGCGUUACAAAUAAGUAAACGGAUGAUUUUGACCAAGAUGCUCGUGGAGGUGUGGGGCGAGGGGGAGGACUGGGCGGACCUCACGGCAGCCAUCCAGGCGUGCCCUCAGGAAGUCAAGGCCCCCUGGCUAGGACCCGAGCUCACGUUCCGGGUUGUGGUUGAGUCGUUUGGAAGUUCGUUGCCAAUGGACGAGCAGCUCGAGCUGAUCAAGCGGUUGGAGUUCAUCCCCUUCAAGGGCGCCGUACGUCUCAGAGAUCCCCAGGCACGGUGGGCCCCUCUGCGGCGGCGAAUGAACGGGGAGGGGGCGCGGGGUUCCCUCGGUGGGGUGGUCCCCGCCCGGCUUUACUUUGGCCGGCUAGUGGGCUCCUCCGACCGGGGGGUCAUUGACACGUACAGUCUGCGGCGGCGGCGGUACCUGGGGCCCACCUCCAUGGACACCGAGAUGGCGCUGGUGAUGUGCAACCAGGGCGGGGUACGGCGGGGUAGUCUGGUUCUGGAUCCGUACGCCGGUACUGGAUCUAUUCUCGUGGCGGCCGCACACUUCGGAGCCAAGGUCAUGGGUGCCGACAUUGACAUCAAGGUUCUCCGGGAGGGCAAGGGUGGCGAGCGACUAACAAUUCACUCCAACUUCCAGCAGUACGGCCUUCGGGGGCCCCUGGACCUCGUACGGCUAGAUACCCACCGCCACCCCAUAAGGCCCGACCUAGCCGAGGUACGCCUGCAUGCUGGUCGCCCCCAGGGCCAACGAGCCCCUAUUUAUCAACGCAAGCCCCCCCCCGCGUGUGCGUUCUGCUGCAAUCCCCUGGCCUUGCGUUGCGCAACCCUGCCGUACACGCAGCCGUACACUCUGGGCGAGUGUCUCCGAGACCUGUUGGAACUCUCUGCCCGACUGCUGGUGGUGGGUGGCCGCCUGGUGUACUUCCUGCCCGCCACGCCUGAGACGUACGACAAGGCGGAGAUCCCGCAACACCCCGCCCUGGAGCUGAUAGCGAACAGUGAGCAGAUCCUCACCACGCGAUACAGCCGGCGGCUCAUCACGAUGGAAAAAGUACGGCCGUACGACGCGGCGGCGGCGGCGGCGUACUACGCGUCGCACCCAGACCCCACCAUGUCUAUUGACAAAUUGCACGACAUCGUGUACGAGCAGCUGCCGCCGCAACCGCCAUCCUCUUCGGCAUCGUCGUCAUCGCUGGCAGCUGCUGCUGUGGCGGCGGCGACAGAGGGUGGCGGUGUGGACGGCGGUACGGCGGUGAAACCCCGACGCCGCUGCCGCGGAAAGAACUUCUAA
Volvox carteri f. nagariensis is the source of this 1521-nucleotide messenger RNA. RefSeq lists its product as uncharacterized. Lineage: Eukaryota; Viridiplantae; Chlorophyta; Chlorophyceae; Chlamydomonadales; Volvocaceae. Bases 1 to 1521 code for a protein of 506 amino acids. Gene Ontology annotation, cellular component: cytoplasm. The transcript is spliced from 10 exons. The record is from RefSeq and is a predicted model, not a curated record.